This is a messenger RNA of Plasmodium gaboni, 804 nucleotides long. RefSeq lists its product as hypothetical. Bases 1 to 804 code for a protein of 267 amino acids. NCBI's taxonomy places the organism in Eukaryota, Apicomplexa, Aconoidasida, Haemosporida, Plasmodiidae. The transcript has 3 exons. The record is from RefSeq and is a predicted model, not a curated record.
AUGAAUUAUAAAAAUAAUAUUUACGAUAUAUUAAGACAGGAGGACAAAAUAAAAAGAAAAGCAAAGCAGCUGAAAGAAGAUCAAAAAAAAAAGGAAAAUGAGAAAAAAGACUUCAGCACUUUUUCCUUCGAUAUUAAUAAGUACACGUCGUGGGCUGAUAUGGUUGACGAGUACGAUGAAUUUUUUUAUGAAGUAGAAAAAUUAAAGGAUCAAGAAAAGAAUGAAAAAAAAAACAAUGAGAAUAAAAAAAAAAAAAAAACUGUAGAAGUUUCUGAUGAUGACAGUACCGAAUUUGAUGAUGAAGAUGAAGAAGAAAAUGCUGAUAAUAAUCAAGAGAAUAUAAAAAAUCAAAAUUCUAAUAAAGUGAAAGAAAUUAAAAAAAAAAAGAAAAGUGGAAAUAAAAAAAAAAAUAAAAGCUCAAAUAAUGCAAAUAAGAAAAAAAACUUUGAUAAUUUAUUGUUGGAAUAUACAAUGAGUAACACUCUAUUGAAUACAGAAAAUAAUAAUACAGACAUCAAAACUGUAGAAACAAAUAAUGUAAAAGAUCAAAAUUCUAAUAACCUCAGUAUAGAUGAUAAUAAAGAAAAAUCCUCAUGUAAUAUAGAUGAUGGAAAUAAUGUUCAGGUCAAUGAAAAAAUAAAACUAUUAUUAAACAAUAAUUCAAAAAAAAAUAAAAAGAAAAGAGAAAAAAUAGACGAUAUUAUAGCCAUCGUAGAAAAAGAAGAAAUUAUAAAAGAAAAACAAAAACAAAAGCUGUUCCAAAAAAACAAACAGAAAUUAAAAUUAAAUCAUCAAAUGAAAUAA